This is a messenger RNA of Lachancea thermotolerans CBS 6340, 1506 nucleotides long. It is a transcript of the gene PYK2, whose product is annotated as pyruvate kinase PYK2. The record is from RefSeq and is a predicted model, not a curated record. Gene Ontology annotation, cellular component: cytoplasm. The coding region runs from base 1 to 1506 and encodes 501 amino acids. Gene Ontology annotation, biological process: glycolytic process. Gene Ontology annotation, molecular function: potassium ion binding; magnesium ion binding; pyruvate kinase activity. The transcript has a single exon. Lineage: Eukaryota; Fungi; Ascomycota; Saccharomycetes; Saccharomycetales; Saccharomycetaceae.
AUGGAGUCCAGACUAGGAUGGCUAUCUAACUUGCAGACCGACACUGGUUCUAACUUGAGAAGAACCUCUAUCAUCGGUACUAUUGGCCCAAAGACCAACAGCCCAGAGACUUUGGUUGCUUUGAGAAAGGCCGGUUUGAACAUUGUUAGAAUGAACUUCUCUCACGGUUCUUACGAGUACCACCAGUCCGUCAUUGACAACGCCAGAAAGUCUGAGGAGCUAUACCCAGGCAGACCUUUGGCUAUCGCUUUGGACACCAAGGGCCCAGAGAUCAGAACUGGUACCACCACCAACGAGGUCGACUACCCAAUCCCACCAAACCACGAGAUGAUCUUCACCAUUGACGACAAGUACGCCAAGUCCAGUGACGACAAGAUCAUGUACAUCGACUACAAGAACAUCACCAAGGUCAUCGAGAAGGGCAGAGUCAUCUACGUUGACGACGGUGUUUUGUCUUUCGAGGUCUUGGAGGUCGUUGAUGACAAGACCCUGAAGGUUAAGUCCUUGAACGCCGGUAAGAUCUGCUCUCACAAGGGUGUUAACUUGCCAGGUACCGACGUCGACUUGCCAGCUUUGUCCGAGAAGGACAAGGCCGACUUGAGAUUCGGUGUCAAGAACGGUGUCCACAUGGUCUUCGCUUCUUUCAUCAGAACCGCCAACGACGUCAAGACCAUCAGAGAGGUCUUGGGUGAGGACGGUAAGGACAUCAAGAUCAUUGUCAAGAUUGAGAACCAGCAGGGUGUCAACAACUUCGACGAGAUCUUGGAGGUUACCGACGGUGUCAUGGUUGCCAGAGGUGAUUUGGGUAUCGAGAUCCCAGCUCCACAAGUCUUGGCUGUUCAGAAGAAGCUGAUCGCUAAGUGUAACUUGGCCGGUAAGCCAGUUGUCUGUGCCACUCAGAUGUUGGAGUCUAUGACUUACAACCCAAGACCAACCAGAGCUGAGGUUUCUGACGUUGGUAACGCUGUCUUGGACGGUGCUGACUGUGUCAUGUUGUCCGGUGAGACCGCCAAGGGUAACUACCCAAUCAACGCUGUCACCAUGAUGGCUGAGACCGCCUUGAUGGCCGAGCAAGCUAUCCCAUACAUCCCAACCUACGAUGACUUGAGAAACUGCACUCCAAAGCCAACCUCUACUACUGAGACCAUCGCUGCUGCUGCUGUUGCCUCUGUCUUCGAGCAGAGAGCUAAGGCCAUCAUUGUCUUGUCUACCACUGGUAGCACCCCAAGAUUGGUCUCUAAGUACAAGCCAAACGUCCCAAUUAUCUUGGUCACCAGAAACCCAAGAACUGCUAGAAUCUCUCACUUGUCCAGAGGUGUCUUCCCAUUCGUCUACGAGAAGGGUACUGAGUCCGACUGGACCAAGGACGUCGAGAGCCGUCUGCAAUUCGGUAUUGAGCAGGCCAAGGAGUUUGGUAUGUUGAAGGAGGGUGACACCAUCGUCACCAUCCAAGGUUUCGCUGCUGGUGUCGGCCACUCCAACACCUUGCGUGUCUUGACUGUCUAA